GAGAGAGAGAGAGAGAGAGAGAGAGAGAGGCAGGGCUCCCCAACUCCAGUGAUUCCCAGACUGGCUGGCUGACAGUAAGCUCUGCGCUCUGAUCUGCCCGCUCUGAUGGGGUUUCAUGCCCAUGCAGACUGUGUUGGGGAUCCUGAGGGCACCAAAGGUUUCUGCUGCUAAGCUCAGCCUUUCUAAGUCCUACCUAUUGAAGAUAUCAGCCUACAGAGAUGAGAAUCAGGACGGCUAAUCUCAGCCUAAUUGAUGGCUAAUGGAUCAUCAACCAAUGACAGUCAAUAGAAUCCAAAAAGGAAGCUAAAAGAAGAUUAAAUGCAAGAAGCCCAAGGACGACUGGCAGAUAUGAGAGUGGUACUGGUGUUUGCCUUCCUCUCCCUCCUGUCUUUGUCACACGCCUGUCCAAAGGAGUGUAGCUGCAACAGCAACACCAAAGUGGUAGACUGCCGGGGACGAGGCCUAUAUGACAUACCCCGACGACUGCACCCAGACACCCAAGAACUGUAUCUUCAAGAUAACCGAAUCAGGGGGCUGGGAUCAAUGGCUUUCAGAGAAAUACCCCUCGUCCGCAUUCUUGAUCUAACUAAUAACUCUAUAACAUCUGUGUCACCAACUGCUCUGCUGGGUCUCAGAACUCUACAGCGCCUAAGCUUGGCCUACAACAGCCUGAGAGAGCUUGACAAGCGGUUGCUUGGACCCAUCCGCUCACUUUCACACCUUGACCUCUCACACAACAGCCUUUGGGGCUUCCCUGGAGCCCUGGGGGACAGUUUGAGGAACCUUAGCCACUUGGGGCUAGCGCACAACAGGCUAACACGAUUGGACCGCUCUCUGUUGGAGGCCCUGACCCGCCUGGAUAGUCUCACGCUACGAGGCAAUCCCUGGAAGUGUGACUGCCAGCUCAUAGGCCUCAAACUCUGGCUGGAGACAUACCUCUUUAAAGGUGGAGUGGUGGAUGAGGUGAUUUGUUCACAGCCAGAAGAAAUGAGGGAUAGAGACCUGCAGAAAGUCCCCUACCAGCUCUUCCACGCCUGCAUGACCACAAGCUACCAUUACCUCUUUGCUAACAUACACCACCUGGAGUCUGAGAGGUUACUGCGAGGCCACACCCAUGGCAACCAUGCCCAUCCCUCUAGCCACGCCCUCCACGUCCCCAUGGCAAUGGGGGAGGGUUUUGGUGGAGGAGGAGGAGGAGGAGGGAGCCUGCCAGAGUGUGAAAAUAAGCAGAGGCAGCGGCCUGUCAACUUGCGCCACGCAAUUGCCACAGUGAUCAUCACCGGUGUAGUGUGUGGGAUCGUGUGUCUGAUGAUGCUGGCUGCAGCAGUGUAUGGCUGCGCCUACGCUGCUAUCAUGGCCAAAUAUCAGCGGGAGCUAAAGAAGAACGAGGAGUUGGCAGCAGCGCAGGGGGCAGAUCAUGCCACAGCAGAUGAGAAGGAACCACUGGAGAAUGCUAUCGCCUAGGAGAUGAUAACAUGAAGCCUGGACUUAAAACCUGGGCCUCAACCCUUUAACCCAACUGUCUCCGGACGCCAUGUGCGUGUUAGUGCGUGUGUUUGUGAGGAACAAGAAACAGAGAGUGAGAUUCUUUAUGUGUGUGUGUUCACCUCCUUUCUAAGACUUGGGUAGCUAAAUUCUACAUAUAUUUGACUAUGCACUGAUGAGAAGAGCAUCUUCUGCUGUUUGUGGGUUCGACGGACAGGCCAAAGAAUCCAAAAAGAAUCACUUUUAUUUUGUCUGAGAAAUGCAUAUCACAGAAUUUAAUGAAAAUGCUAUAUAUUUAUAAUUGUGUAUUUACAGGUAUAAUAACUCUCGUAUUAAAAAAAUGGAUUUCAGA
Scatophagus argus is the source of this 1837-nucleotide messenger RNA. It is a transcript of the gene lrtm1, whose product is annotated as leucine-rich repeat and transmembrane domain-containing protein 1. The transcript is spliced from 4 exons. The record is from RefSeq and is a predicted model, not a curated record. Lineage: Eukaryota; Metazoa; Chordata; Actinopteri; Scatophagidae. Gene Ontology annotation, molecular function: protein binding. Bases 319 to 1464 code for a protein of 381 amino acids.